Messenger RNA from Dimorphilus gyrociliatus, 2966 nucleotides. The record is from the annotation of a GenBank genome assembly. NCBI's taxonomy places the organism in Eukaryota, Metazoa, Annelida, Polychaeta, Dinophilidae.
AUUGAUAAAUAUUAACUAAGUAAUAAGUUAUUACUACCUGUAGUCUUAAAUCAAACAUUGGUAUUGAACUUGCUACUGGCAAGCAUCUUCAGAUUUAAUCAAGCUAUUAACCUAGAUUCAGAAUGCUUUAUCCAUCAACAUUAACUGAAAUCUUAUUCUAUCUUUUACUCAUUGUUUUAACUAUUUUUGUCAUUGUUAAUCUGUGGCCAAAUAGGGGAGUACCUCUGUGCAAUGCCUUUCAUUUUCCAAUAGUUGGUCAUCUAUUUUCAAUAAAAGCAAACAAACUUCACAGGCAAUUAAUUGAAUGGUCAAAAUUAUCUAAACAUGGAAUCUUUCAAUUAAAUAUUCUUGGAGAGAAAAUAGUUGUUGUAAGUAAUUACAAAGGCAUACGGGACGUUCUUAUAAAUAGAGAUGAUCAAUUUGCCGGAAGACCUCUUAAACAACUCUUAUUAUUGGCAACAGACGGUGGAAGAGAUAUAGCAUUGUCAGAUUUUGACGAAAGGUUAAUAUAUAGAAAAAAAAUGCUAAUUAAGCAUAUGAAAAGUGAUUCUAUGACACAAAAGAUAGUUGAAGACACUACACUUGAAGUUUUAAACGAUUAUUACAAUGAAUUUAUGAAAGGUGAUCGAGAGGUUAAUUUACAAGACUUAUUUGUAAAGCUCACAUUUGACGUUAUAAUGGCAAAGAUUCUCGGAAAGAGAAUAUCACUAAAUGAUGAAAAUCUUAUACAGCUUCGGAAACACUAUGAUUCUCUUUCCCGCUUACUAUUUGAUGUGGAUUUAGAGAUAUAUGAAUUUCUGCCUUGGUUAAAACACGUUUACCAUUCAAAAAAGUAUAAAGAACUCAUUGCAGCUAUAGAAGGUAGAGAUAGACUAUUAAAAGAGAUUUUGAAAGAUUAUACGAUAGAUGGUUUAUACGGAUCUAUUUUACGUGAUCCGCAAAAAUAUCUGGACAACGUUGAAAUCUUCAUGAUUGUUAUGGAUACCGUAAUAGCUGGUUAUGGAACGUCGUCCAUAGUAAUACAGAUGUUCUUUGCUUUAAUGUUAAAACACGAAAAUGUUAAGAAUAACGUUCUAAGUGAAAUUGAAAAAGUCAUCGGAUUUUCAAGACCUCCAACUUUUACCGAUAAACAGAAUAUGCCGUAUUUAUCCGCAACUAUUCUUGAGGUUAUGAGAUGGAUAAAUCAUGUUCCUCUACUUUUACCUCAUAAAACAGUAGCAGAUACAAAUCUCAUGGGAUACUUUAUUAAAAAAGAUACAACCAUAUACGUCAACUAUCUUAGUUUGACUGAAGAUAAAGAUAUAUGGGGCGAUCCGGAAAAUUUUAGACCUGAAAGGUUCCUCAAGGAAGAUGGCUCACUUCUACAGCCAGAGGAAGAAUGCAGAAAAUACUUUCUCUCAUUUGGUGCUGGACGUCGAUCUUGUCCUGGAAAAGCAUUCAUCAAUCAUGUUAUGUUUAUAAUGUAUGUUUAUUUCCUGCAGAGAUUCAAUAUAACUUCGGUUUGUCAUAAGGAGAACAAAAUGGAGUACGAUGUAUUAAAUGUCGAUAUUUUUGACUUUAUUUUGCUUAUAGUAUCGGUAUUCGCUGUGUAUUUUUUCAUCUUUAAAUCAAAAAGUGCACUACCUAGAUGUCCCGAAAUUGAAUAUCCAAUAUUUGGACAUAUAUUUGCUAUUGAUUAUGAAAAAUUUCAUAGGCAAUUGACAGCAUGGUGGAAAUUAUUAGCGAAAAAUGAAUUUAUCAUAAACAUCUUUGGCAAAGAGUAUACUAUUAUAUGUAGUUACGAAGAUGCUAGAGAAGUGCUCGUAACAAGAAGAGACUUGUUUGUUGAAAGUCCUCAACAAUUUAUGAAUAAAUUAUCGAUAGAAAUCAAUAUCGAUGAAAAUUUUCAACAUUCAAAGAAUUUAAUCAAUAAAAAUUUUAAAUAUAACGACAAUAAUGAAUUUAUUGCAGAAAUAAGAAAUUUAACUUUAGAUAUUUUAGACGAUUAUUCGAAUGAAUUUCUAUGUCAAAAUAAAGCAGUGGAAACGUCAAUGCUAUUUCAAAAUCUUACUUUUGAUAUCGUAAUGGCUAGUAUGUUUGGCAGGAGAAUCGAUAUAAAUGACGAAGAAGCUAUUCAGUUAAAAGAAUCUAUAACUGAACUUGGUCAUUUAUUCAUGGAUGUUACACUUAUACCAUAUAAUAAAUUUCCAUGGUUAUAUAAUAUUUAUGCAACGCAAAGUAUGAAGAAAAUGAUAAAGUUUACACACCAAAGAGAUAAAUCACUAAUUAGUUUACUUAAGAAAUAUAAAGGUAAGAAACACGAUGAAAUAUUUACAGGAUCAUACGAAGAUAACUCUGAAAGGUUCAUGCUGAUUUUUGAUGCAAUAUCUAAAGGUUAUCUAACUUCUUGGGUUGUUUUUCAAAUGUUCUUUGCAUUAAUGUUAAAAUAUCCUGAUGUUUAUAAAAAAGUAUCUGAUGAAAUUAGUGAGAUUAUUGGCACUAAUAACAUUCCAAAUUAUAAUGAAAGAGAUAGAAUGUCAUACUUUAAUGCAGUAGUGUUUGAAGUUAUAAGAUGGAUAAAUCAUGUACCAGUAUCAUUACCUCAUAAAACAACAACUAACACUACACUAGGAGGAUAUCCUAUUAAAAAGGAUACUAUUGUUAUUGUAAACAUUGGGGCUAUAAAUAAAAAUGAAGAACUUUGGGGAGAUCCGAAUUGUUUUCGACCCGAAAGAUUCCUUAGAGAUGAUGGAACUCUCCUUUCCCUGGGAGAAGGAUGUCGAAAAUUUUUUCUACCUUUUGACGCUGGACAUCGAUCUUAUCCUGAAAUUCAGCAAGAAAUACUUUUGGCAAUGGUAUACUUACUGCACAGAUUUACUAUUGUAUCAAAAGACCACGAAGAGAACGAUACAUUAAUAUAUGAACCAGACAAAUGGGACUUUGAUCUGGUGUUAAAACCAGGAAAAUUCUUUGUUAAUUUUUUAUAA